Anguilla anguilla (European eel) is the source of this 2477-nucleotide messenger RNA. It is a transcript of the gene lmln, whose product is annotated as leishmanolysin-like (metallopeptidase M8 family). Bases 329 to 2317 code for a protein of 662 amino acids. The transcript is spliced from 17 exons. Gene Ontology annotation, cellular component: membrane; cytoplasm. NCBI's taxonomy places the organism in Eukaryota, Metazoa, Chordata, Actinopteri, Anguilliformes, Anguillidae. Gene Ontology annotation, biological process: cell adhesion; proteolysis. Gene Ontology annotation, molecular function: metalloendopeptidase activity. The record is from RefSeq and is a predicted model, not a curated record.
GUUUACAACAACGAUAUAUAGCCAACUCUAAUACAAACGAAAUGAGUUUACAAAGAUAAUCCAGGAUCAACGCUCGUUACCAGGAUGAGAGGAGGUUACGGUUGUUAAGGAAGUGACGUUCUAUACAAAAUCCUGGGUCUGAAUAGGAUGGAAGAUAUUUUUGUGCUCAUUUAUCGUUGUGUUGCGUGGCUACUUUUGAGGGUGUUGUUUUCUUUCUAUAUUUUAAACCGAUAGUUAGCUAUGAAUGCAAUAGCCUUUGGCUGUGCGGCAGUAGCAAGCGAAUCACUGGUAUCGACGUCGCGGGUUUGCCAGCAUAUUCUGGUCACAUAUGAUGGCGACGAGACUGAGCUGUUGGUGGAAGCUGUUUGGAUCACUCUGCCGGAUUUGUACUUUUUCCCUUCUAGUCCUGUUUGUACAUAGUCACACUUGUAGACACAAAGUACCCUCUCAAUCGGAGGUCGUCCACAAAGUUUACUUGAAGUCAGAGAGAAUAUCUAAAAGAAGUAUUGACCAGCAACUCAAAAUAAAAAUCACUUAUGAUUCAAGUUUGGAAGAGUUGGAUUCAGAGAAAAGAAGACUUGUGAAGGAGAAACUGUUUCCACAAGCGAUUGACUAUCUUCAGAAGACAUUUAGAGUUCGAAGGCAAACUGGCCCUGUGCUUCUUAGCAGGCAAUGUGCCACCAACCAGUAUUUGCGGAAGAAAGAUGAUCCACACCGCUACUGCCAGGGAGCUUGUGCUGAUGUCACCAAAUGUGGACCCGUCAUCGUCCCUGAAGAACAUUUACAGCAAUGCAAGGUGUGCAGCGAGUUGGGGCGGUCGUGCGGUCCGGCAGGGCCCCCGAGCGGGGAGGGGGUGGAGGGGGCGGACUUUGUGCUGUACGUGAGCGGGGUGACCACGGACCGCUGCGGCCAGGAGAACAUUGUGGCCUACGCCGCCUACUGCCAGCUGGAGUCCGAGCUGGACCGACCCAUCGCUGGAUAUGCAAACCUUUGCCCAAGUAUGAUCUCAACCCAGCCUCAGGAGUUUGUGGGCAUGCUGUCCACUGUCAAACACGAGAUCAUUCACGCCCUGGGGUUUUCCGCAGGGCUUUUUGCAUUUUAUCAUGAUGACAACGGGAAGCCUUUGACUCAGCGAUAUGCUAGUGGAUUACCGCCUUUCAACGAGAGUUUGGGCCUGUACCAGUGGAGUGAUAAAGUGGUACGGAAAGCAUCCAGGCUGUGGGACAUCCGUGGAAACAGGAUGCUCCGGCAUGAAGUUCACCUUCUAGUGACUCCCCGAGUGGUGGAGGAGGCCCGCCGGCACUUCGAUUGCCCCAUCCUGGAGGGCAUGGAGCUGGAGAACCAGGGAGGCCUUGGCACCGAGUUCAACCACUGGGAGAAGAGACUGCUGGAGAAUGAAGCCAUGACAGGAUCUCACACACAGAACAGAGUGUUUUCCAGGAUUACACUGGCUAUAAUGGAAGACACUGGGUGGUACAGAGCCAACUACAGUCUGUCGGAGAGGCUGGACUGGGGUCGGGGCAUGGGAUGCGACUUUGUGAUGAAAAGCUGCAAGUACUGGAUGGACCAGCAGCGUCAGAAUAGGCGGGUGCUCAGCCCGUACUGUGACACAGUGAGGACCACGCCCCUCCAGCUCACCUGCAGGCAGGACCAGCUGGCCGUGGCCGUUUGCAACCUGCAGAAGUACCCCCAGGAGCUGCCCCUGGAGUUCCAGUACUUUGACCACGUCGCGGGCGUCGCCCAGAGGGACCUGGCCUUCUACGGCGGCGCGGUGGAGAUCGCCGACUACUGCCCCUUCAGCCAGGAGUUCAGCUGGCAUCUGAGCGGGGCCUACCACCGCAGCUCCAACUGCAGAGUGCUGGAGAACCAGCCCGAUCUGUGGAGGAACUAUGGGGCGGAGGAGUACGGCCCGGAUUCUGUGUGCGUCUAUCAGAGGUCGCCCUUCGUCAUGGAGCAGUGCGCCACGCGCAUGACCUAUCCCGACUGGGGCAGCGGCUGCUACAAGGUCUCCUGCUCCGCCACGGGUCUGACGGUGUGGGUGCGGGACACGCCCUUCUGGUGCGCCCACGCAGGCCAGCUCCUGAACGUCAACGUGCGCAUGGGCGAAUGGGUGUACAGCGGGACGCUGGUCUGCCCGGCCUGUUCCGACUUCUGCGGCACCUGCCCGCUCCCGCACCAGCUCCCGCCCCUCAACGCCUCCAGGAGAACCCCCAUCGACCCUUGUUCGAGCUCUUCCAGCUUGGUGGUGACGUUGUGGCUGCUGCUGGUCAACCUCCUCCCUCUGCUGGCUGGGUUUGCCCUGUGUGCGUGGAACUGAAGCCAGCCCUGGAGCUCGCGAGCCCACUGAAGCUCGCGUCGGACCCCCCCCCCCCCCCCCUCCCCCACUGCCGUCGGCUUCCCGGCUACUGAAGUUAGCGCCCUGCUAGGAGAGAUCCAGACAGGAUGUUUACCGUACGUCCAUCAGCGCCCUCCCAAAA